This is a messenger RNA of Astrephomene gubernaculifera, 4358 nucleotides long. NCBI's taxonomy places the organism in Eukaryota, Viridiplantae, Chlorophyta, Chlorophyceae, Chlamydomonadales, Astrephomenaceae. The record is from the annotation of a GenBank genome assembly.
AAGCCCACCAAACAUAAAUAACAGCAAACUGAUGGGAAGGGGUACUGACCCGCAUAACUGUACGCUGGCCUAAUGGCAGCAAACGAAAGCUCUACCUCGCUGUUGGAUGCAAUACGCAAAUUAAAUGGCACGGCAGAAGCAGCCCUUGAGGUCAAGCUUCCUGAAGGCGGCGAACACUACUAUUACAACAACUUUCCGGCGUAUAACGGGCCGCUUAAGGAGGGUCUCGCAACCAUCCAGCAAGCGCUGACUACAUGCGAGGCUAUAGUCCGGCCUCGUCGUGCCGCUCCUGCUGAUUUCACCGAUGCCGAUGAUGUCGCUGACUGGACUAGCAACUUGCUAGACGACAUCCUCGAGCGGCUGGAUGCAUCAUUGGACGCGGAGCGUGCCCGGGCGCGUGGGAGGGAGUCCGGAGCGGCAGCAGCAGGAGCAGGGGCGGCGGCGGGCGCUGUGGAUGAUGUGGCGCUAAUGGCUAAGCUGCCAUCCUUUGGCGGCACCGCGGUUCGCACCACCCGCUCCAAGGGCCCGGUUCGCCACGCCGCUGGCCUAGCCCGCCCCCAGGACCUCUUCCAGCCUCCCCCCGACAACCGCCCCGACCUGCCCUGGCGCCCCCGUCUGGAGCACUUGCUCCCCCUGGCCUCGCAGCGCCUCGACCCCAGGCAAUUCGAACCCAGCCCCGGGGCGCCUGAGGCCUUCCCGCACCCCUUUGCACCCGAGCUGGAGGCCCUACCAGCCAACUACCCGCCAGCGCAGCUGGCGGCAGCGGCAGCGGCUGCGCCGCCUCCCCCGCCUCCCGCGGCUCCCGAGUCCACUCCCCUGAUGUGGGUCGACAGCGAGUCAGCUCUGGAGGCGCUGGUGCGCGAUCUGACAGCGGAGGGGGUGACGGAGGUGGCGGUGGAUCUGGAGCAGCACGGCUACCGCUCCUUCCAGGGCUUCACCUGCCUCAUGCAGAUCUCCACACGUACGACUGAUUACGUGGUAGAUACCCUGGCGCUGCGAAACCAGCUGGGACCUGCACUGGCUGCUGUGUUUGCCGACCCGCGGGUCGUCAAGGUCCUCCACGGCUCCGACUCGGACGUGGAGUGGCUGCAGCGCGACUUCAGCCUCUUCCUGGUGAACCUGUUCGACACGGGGCAGGCGGCGCGGGUGCUGGGGCUGCCCUCCUUUGGUCUGGCGCACCUGCUGGAGGCCUACUGCGGAUUCCAGGCUGACAAGCGCUACCAGCUGGCUGACUGGCGGCUGCGGCCGCUGUCGCCCGACAUGCUGCACUACGCGCGCUGCGACACGCACUUCCUGCUGUACGUGUACGACAGACUGAGGGGGCAGCUGGCGGGCAUGGCGGAGGACAUGGUCCCCCCCUCGCUGGCCGUGCCGCUGCCCCCCGGCGGCCCCCGUGGCGCGCUGGGGCUGGUGCUGGAGCGAAGCCGGCAGCUGUGCCUCAAGACCUACCGCAAACCCGCAUUCGACCCAGCAGCAUACAAGGACACGCUGCUGCGCUGGGGCCUGAGCCUCACCCCCGCGCAGGCCUCCGUGUUCUGCUCGCUGCUGGUGUGGCGCGACCGGGUGAGCCGGCAGGAGGACGAGAGCCCCGGCUACGUGCUGCCCAAGGCGCAGCUGGUGGCGCUGGCGCAGGACAUGCCGGAGAGCGCCAAGCGGGUGCAGUCGGUGCUGGGUCGGGGCGUCUCCGAGGUGCUGCUUCGGCGCAUAGCGGAGGUCGUGCAGCUGGUGGCAGAUGCGCGGCACAGACCCCUCCAGGACACGGCAGCGGCAACAACCACAUCAGCAGCAACACCGCAGCAGCAACAAACACAGCCAGUUGAAGCAGCCGCAGCAGCAACAACAGCAGCAGCUGCUGCUGCGCCCCAGCCACCAGCGGCAGCAAAGCCUCCCGCACUCAAACCGCGAGCUGUGGCGCCCAUUCGAACCGCCAAGGCGGCUGUGGCGCCCGCACCCGCUCCGGCGCCAGCCGCCGUCUCCGCCCCCGCAUCUGCCCCGGAACCGGCCGUACAACCACCCACCGCGAGCUCUCAGCAACAGCAACAGCAGGGCGCUGCGGCCUCCGCCCCUGCCCCGGGGGAUGCGGCUGCUGCUGCUAAGGAGGAGGACGCGGCCGCUGCUGCACCUGCCGCCGCCGCGGCCGUCACGGGCUCUAAUAGCCUGGGUGGGCUGAAGCCCCGGGCGCUGAAAGCGCCGACGCUGGCUGUAUCCCGUUCCGGAUUGCUGUUUGGAGGGUCCGCCGCCCCCACUGCACCCGCGACUGCGGCUGCAGACGCAGCACCCGCUGUAAGCCAAAGCCAGACCGCGGCCGCCAUGGAGACGACGGAGGACGGAAAGGCCGGCACAGCGGCAACAGAGCAGGGGCCUGCGGAGCCCGCUUCGGCACCCGUACCUGUUGCAGCAACACGUCCCGCUGUCCCAUCCCUCCUGAAGCGCCCUGCAGGCGCCGGUGGCUCCUCCCUCAUGAGUGCCAUGUUCGGAGGCGCCACCCGCCCUGCCGUACCUGCCGUACCAGCAGCACCCGCUGCUGCUGCUACAGGGGCCGUGGCGCCUCCUUCUUCCUCCUCCAUGGCAGGCCAAGGCAGUACGGCGGCGGAUGAGGAUGAGGAGGAACGUCUGGCGCAGCAGCGAGUGAAGCGCCUACGGGCUACCUUUGCACUACCUUUCGUGUCAGCGGCGGCGGCGACGCCGCCGGCGCAGCCGCAGCAGCCGGGUAAGACAGCAGCGCCGGCGGCCGUGACCAGCAACGUCGCUGAGGGACCCGCUGCGGAUGCGGCGGCGACGGCGGCGGGAGCACACACCACCACCAAGCAGCGGACCACUGCCGCUGAUAUCCGUGCGGCCGUGGAGGCGAUGCACGAGGCCGGCGACGUGGACGUGGUGGUGGGGGCGGAUGGGCAGGGAGUGGAGGUGCCGGCAGAUGCCCUCGGAGGCCGUGGGGGCGCGGAUGACGACAGCGCUGGUGGUGCAGGAGCAGGGUGGCAAGCGGCGCCGAAGACUCGUUCUGUUGAUUUGGAUGAUAGCGAAGAAGAGGGUGAAGAGGGUGAGGAGGAGGCGGAGGAGGAUGAGGAGGAAGGUGGCGAAGGCGAUGAGGCGGACGAGGAGGCCAACGGAGAAGGGGAUGCUGAAGAGGCAGCAGCAGGGGCAGCCGCAGCUGGUGCAGGCGGAGGAGGAGGGGGCAGCUUGUCGACGCGGCGUGUGGCGGGGUCGGAGCUGGGGCUGGAUGUACUGGAGUUUGUUCCGUUGCCGCUGUCACAGAUGUAUCCCACAGACAAGAAGGGCAAGAAGCGUGAGCGCACGCAGGGUCUACGCGACGGUCGCGGCGGUGGGCGUCACGCCGCAACCAUGCGCCGAUUCGUAACGGAAGUCCCCUCGGCGGCUCCUGGCAGCGGCGGCGCCGCCGCCGCCACCGAUGCUGAACCGUACGACAACAACAGCGACGGCAGCAGCGGUGACGACGGCAGCGACAGCGACAGCGACGGCGGCCACACGGUGGGGCCCUUUGCCAAGAAGAAACACAAGAAGCAGAAGCAGGCCAAGAAGCCACGAAGCGACUUGGCUGCUGCCGAGGCCGCUGCUGCUGCCGCGGCUGCCCAACAAGGGCGCGGCAGAGGCCGAGGCCGAGGCCGGGGUCGUGGCGGGCGACCUGCCCCCACGGGUCUUCAGGCGGAGUUCCCGCGGAGCGAGCGAAGCCUGGGGGGAACCGGUCGUGGGGAGCGAGGGCGCGGUGACGGACGCGGCGGGCGGAACGGCCGUGGAGGUGCUCGCGGCGGCGGAAGGCAGCCCACUGCGUUUAACCCGUACGACAUUCCUGAUGAGUUCUUGAUGAAGGGCGGCAAGCGGUCGUCUGUGAUGCCGCGAUCCGGCAACCGGAGUUACACGUUCAAGUAGUGCAGAUGAUCAGCUGAGGGUGGGGAGUGUAUGUAGAGUGUUGUUUAGGCUUGGUGAGUUGGUAGUGGUGGCGGCUUUGGUGGCACAUGUGGCAGGUGUAAGCUGGGGGGAGGCUACAGGUGUAGUAGGUUUGAAGUAUGGAACGGGAGGGGUUGCGUGCGGCACGCUGCAGCGGUCGGGGCUGUUGUUGCAACAUCCAAGGUGUUAGGCAGAGAGAUGUUAAGACAUGGUUAGGCGUAGAGUCUUGCCGAUGGAGUUUGGGCCUCCUGUGUUGCCAGGACAGGUCGUAACGUUUGGAAGGUCUGUAUGGCUGAAGCCCGGGGGUGAAGGCCGAGCUGUGUGUCAUGUUUGGAAGGAGGUUGAGCUAAGACUGGUAGCCGAUGGCGGUGCUGCUGUUUCCUGGGACCUUGGGUUUGACGGCUGUACUCAUAAUUAAGUGACUCGCGUCUCUAUGGUGUAACAAGAACGGG